Messenger RNA from Penicillium antarcticum, 3918 nucleotides. RefSeq lists its product as uncharacterized. The record is from RefSeq and is a predicted model, not a curated record. Gene Ontology annotation, molecular function: anaphase-promoting complex binding. The coding region runs from base 1 to 3918 and encodes 1305 amino acids. NCBI's taxonomy places the organism in Eukaryota, Fungi, Ascomycota, Eurotiomycetes, Eurotiales, Aspergillaceae. Gene Ontology annotation, biological process: activation of protein kinase activity; mitotic DNA replication checkpoint signaling; mitotic G2 DNA damage checkpoint signaling. The transcript has 2 exons.
AUGACCUCGCCGUCCACACCACGCUCGACGCGUUCCGCGUCCCCGGGCGGUUCGCCGAACAUUAUUACUCCCGGCCAGAAGAUCAAAGCCAUGAUGGCUGAAUUUGACAGCGACUCAGAUGACGACACCUCAAAUGCCAAAUCCACAUCUGCUGUCACAAAACUCAAUUUAGGGCGAGAUUUCACAUCAAUAACUCAGACACACAAUCACGGUCAAGCACACGACUCGGAAGAUUCAAGUAGUGAAGAUGAAGUCGCCCGCCCUAAGGGCCGUAUGGCUGCUCGUAUGCAGGGCAAUACCACGAAAUCAACCGCUGUCCACGAAACAGAAUCCGCAUUCGCUCGCGUGUCAAAAGCCCUCCGGUCCGAGAGAGAACAGGCCCAGAAGCCGCGGCAGACAGAGUCCACACCCGAUAACGAAUCCAGUGAAGACGAUCUCCCUGCGGCUGGUCCAAGGAGAAAGAACAAUGCCAGAUCUGAAUCGCCCGAAUCCGAUAACGAGCCUACGCAAACUCCUCCCCGUCUAAGAUCCGACUCUCCCUUAUUUGUGUCUUCUCCCGCUGAACCGCAUUAUGACCCCACCCACAGCGACGAUAAUGAUACAGGCGCUGAGUUUAAGCCCAAGGGCAAUUCCCGCUUCCUUUCCCUUGUUGCGCAGAAACGCAAGGAGCGUGAGGAGCGGGAGAAAGCCGAGGCCGAGAAGAAGGCUGCUGCUCGGAAGGCACAGAUGGAACACUUCACCUCAGAGGUCCUUUCUGGCGAGGAAAGCGGCGCUGAUGACCCUGCUUCUGCUCACAAAUUAUCUCAGAAGGCUCGUCAACCCCGCAAGGCGAGCAAGAAAGCUUUGGAUGAAAUGAGACAGGAGACGCAGCGCAUGAGCCGUAAUAUGCAACUGGCUCAUCAGGCUAAGACCAAGAAGAAGAUUACGAAGGAGAGUCUCUUUGCACGAUUCAACUUCAUGCAACCUGAACCCUCGGCCACCGAACAACCUGCCGCAAACUCGUCGUCCACUGCCGGCUCGCAGAACUCAUCUGAUGGAGAAUUACGCAAGCUCAAAAACACCCCGCAAACUUCUCCAGUUUUUGGCGGAGCUGACGAGAUCAAGACGACUGCUCCUGGCUCCGACGCUCAGACACAAGCCACCGAUGUCGACAUGGAUGAGGGCCAGGAUCUACCCACUGUCGAUGAAUUGGUAGCUGGGAAGUCUGACGCCGCACAACCUCAAGAACCUGAAGUCAAACAGGUUUCUCUUUCUGUGCCCGAAGCCACCCAAGAAAAGAAAGUCUCUCGUCCACUCACUCAACCGCCUAUUCGCGUACUGCUUUCCCGACAAGCAGUUGCUGCGAAUACCAACGGUGACGAUGAUUCUGAUAGCGACCUCGAGGUGGUUACUUCUCCUGGCAAGUGUCGUCGUAUUGCAGCAUUUGAAAACCUUCCCACCCGUCAGAUGCAAGAAGACCCUGGUACUACCAGGCUCAAGGCAUUGGCACACUUGACCUCUCCCUCGCGCAAGCGGGCCACAAUGAACAAUGCAGAGCUUUCUGCCAGCCUAUUGCUCAAAGCGCGACAGCAAGCGGCCAAGGAGCGCCGUGAGCGAAUCGACGAACUCCGGGCUAAGGGUGUCGUCAUUGAAACCGCCGAGGAGCGCGCCGCCAUGGAGGAUGAUAUGGAGAACCUUGUUGAGAAAGCUCGCAAAGAGGCAGAUGAGAUUGCUCGUCUCGAGCGGGCUGCUAAGAACAAGAAUGGACAGAAUAACGACGAUGACGAGGAUGAAGAUGAUGACUAUCAGCUUUCCGGGUCAGAUGAAGAGGCCUAUGGCGAAGGCGAUGAUGAAGAUGAAGAGGAGGAAACUGGCAGCUUAAAUGGGAAGGCCGGGCUUGUCGAGCAGGAGGCAGACGAAGACGACGAGUCUGCCGAUGAUGAGAGUGAAGAUCUACCCUCAGACACUGAAAAAGAGCAUCCCGCUUCUGCCAGACGCAAGCGCCGAACACGAGUUAUCAGUGAUGACGAAGAUGAAGAAGAUCAGCCCCAGGUGCCAUCAACGCCCGUGAGAGCCCCGAGCCAUGUCUCGCAGUCUGCUGAACGUCCUAAAUUCCCUGGUCUGGGAACACCUGGUGAUAUGUCUCUCGGUCUUACUCAGGCCUUUGCCUCUACGCUAGACGGCAGUGGCGCCGAAAGUCAACCGGGAUCUGCCACCAUCCCCUUCUUCUUGCCUGACCCGGGUCGUCCUACGCCCCAGCUGCAGAAGGAAGAAUCAGAGGUUCUUGUACCCGACAGCCAGGAACAGCCACAAAACAAAGACUUCAUGGAAGGUUACUCGCAGAGCAUCACCCGGGUAUCAGAGUCACCCGCUCCACACAAUUUCCAGGAGUACUCUCAACUGCCUGACCCAACCCAAGACGAAGGAUUUGUCUUCUCGCCAUUUGAUCCUGCAAAAAGAUGGAGAGAUACUCCUCCUGCGUCAACCAUCGAUACAGUUCUCGUUAAUCAGAGCCAGUCGCCUAUUGUGGAGCGAAAGCGCAAGAUGUUGCGCCGAGGCCGCGCCACUGAACUCUCUCAGGUCGAGGAAGCUGAGCCUGAGGGUGACUUUGAGAUCAAUGCCAAUGCAUUUGAUGUCAUGAAGAAGGAUAAGGCUACGAAGAAGCAGCCUGCGCCUGAAUAUAACAAGAAGAGCAGCAAGGCGAAGGAUAUCGUGGAUGAGGCUGCCGAGGAAUCCGAGGAUGAAUAUGCUGGCCUCGGAGGUCACAGUGAUGACAGUGAUGGCGAAGAAGAUGCUAUUGAUCGCCAGAUGAUCAACGACAACAGUGGCGAGGUGGUUGACGAGAAGCAGCUCGCCGCACUCAACGCUGUGCAUGAUCGUAACCGUGACGAGAAGGACGUUGCAAAGCUCAUGAGAGACAUCACCACUGGAGCCCUACGUCGCCGCAAGAAUGCCAAUGAUGACUUCGAUCUUGACGAUUCGGACGAUGAGCACUUGGCACGCCGCCGUGAAAAGCAACGCGAAUUCGCCAAGAUGCGUCGUGCUCUUCUUGCAGAUGAGAAGAUUGGCGAGAUUGCCGAAAACCCCAAGAAAGCGGCAUUUUUCAAGGCUGUUGAGGAUCGCGAGAUCGAUGAUGAUUUCAAUAUUGACUUCCUCGAGGAAGAAGAGGGCGGUUCUCAAGUAGAAGCAUCCCAAGAUACUGCAUCAGAGGAACAGUUAAAAGAUGCAUCAGCUGAGGCCAAGAAGCGCAAGCGCCCUCUUGAGCCAUCCGACGAAGAUUCCACCAACCGACCCCCACCAAAUCUCCGCCGCACUCCUGCUAGCGCAAUGUCCAAGAAACCAGCUACCCUCGCGGAGAUCCGUGAGACCUUAUCCUUCCUCACAGAAACGCCCGAGUACGACUCCUUCCACGAGGAUGCCUCCCUCGACGAGGACGGUGCCGACCACGAGGAAGAAAGCGAAAACACAUCCGGCGCCGAAGAAGGCCACUCAGAAGACCAACAAUCAGACACAACCUUCGCCAAACCCAGCCACCCACGCCGAACACGCGGAGUGGUCGUGGACCGCCUCGCACUCCUCCGCCAAGCAUCCUCCAACUCCGCAACAAACACCUCCGGAUCUGGAAAUGGCAAGAUGGCAUUUUCAACGGGGAACAGCGAAGGUCCGAUUGGAUUCCGUCCUCCCCAGCUCUUGCGCCGUGUAACGACCGGCUCUUCCUCUUCCAGCAACUCAAGCACUACCUCCAACCGCGUUCCCAAGGCCGCAGCUUCAGGACCGAAGAAGGGCGGUGCUGUCAAUUCAUACACAGCCGCGCGUGAGCGUGAGCGUGAGAAGGAGCUGCGUAUCAAGCAGCGGAAUGGUGGGUCCAAUAUUGCGAAGUUAUUGAAUAAGCAUACUGGCGGCGGACUCGGUGCUUUGGGCAAGGGUCAAUGGGAUUAG